AUGGUUGGGACGGUGGAUACUUGGCUUAUUUGGAAUCUUUUGGGGGAGUACAUAACAGACGUUACAAAUGCUAGUAGAACUUUAUUAAUGGAUUUACAAGACCGUCAAUGGUCACCCGAAAUGUGUGAAUUUUUUGAUAUUCCAAUAGAAAUAUUGCCUCGAAUAAGAAGUUCUGCUGAAGUAUAUGGCUAUAUGAGAGAUGGACCAUUAAAAGGCACUCCUCUAGCUGGCUGUUUGGGUGACCAACAAAGUUCUUUACUCGGUCAUGGCUGUCUCCAAGCAGGGGAAGCAAAAAAUACUUAUGGGACAGGAACUUUUAUGCUUUGUAAUACUGGAAAGAAAGCUUUAGUUUCGGGUUAUGGACUGUUAACGACGAUUGCCUAUCAAUUCGGAUCAGAUUCCCCCGCCUAUUAUGCUCUCGAAGGGUCUGGAUCAAUUGGGGGCAAUGUUGUACGCUUUCUACGCGAUAAUCUGAAGUUUUUUGAAAAAACGGAAGACAUUGAGCAAUUAGCUGCUAGUGUGGAAAAUACAGAGGAUGUUUAUUUUGUCCCUUGCUUUGCCGGUUUGUACACCCCUCAGUGGGAUCCAACAGCACGAGGAAUUAUUUGUGGAUUAACCCAAUCAGCUACUCGAGCACAUAUUGCCUUGGCUGCUUUAAAAGCUGUUGCCUUCCAAACUGUGGAAAUGUUAGAUGCUAUACAGAAGGAUAUGGUUGAUAUAAAAAUUGCUUCGUUGAGAGCAGAUGGUGGAAUGACACAAAACAAAUUAUUUAAUAAAUUACAAGCAAAUUCAAUGGGUAUUCCAAUGGAAUGUUCAAAAAUGUCAGAAAUUUCUGGUUGGGGAGCAGCGCUGGCUUGUGGGAUUGGAAUUGGAGUUGUUGAUUAUCAAAGUUUGGGAGAAAUUUUUCGCCAACGUCGCCCACACUCAAUGGACACAUACGAACCAGCAUCGGAGGAGAAUGAACGUAGCCGUGAAUAUGAACAAUGGCUAGAGGCAGUUAGGCGUUCUAAAGGAUGGGCACAUGCUUAA
Messenger RNA from Meloidogyne enterolobii, 1029 nucleotides. NCBI's taxonomy places the organism in Eukaryota, Metazoa, Nematoda, Chromadorea, Rhabditida, Meloidogynidae. The record is from the annotation of a GenBank genome assembly.